AUGCCUUCCAUAAAAAUCUUUCUGCGCAACGUCGCAUCCAAACUCAAAUUCAAAUUCUCAAAGUCGACGCAAAAGAACCCUCCACCUUCGCUUUCCGAUGAAGCAUCAACAGUCAAUAUCACCGUGGUCAAUAAUUCCUCAAAUUUUGAUCGUUACUCCCCUCCAAAUCCACACUCAGCCUCAGUUAUAGUUGACUCCGACUCUUUGGAUAGCUGUGACAACAAAAUCACGCUUGCCGACACGUCCAAAAACCCCUCUCUGUCGCCUUUAGCAUCGAUCGUUCCCGAACCUUCUGAAGAUACUUUAGAAGGCCUACGACAAUUUGCACAGUUUAUCGAUUCUGCGCCCGCCACUGUGUCACCUGCUCCGGAGUCGAUAAAGUCUUCCAACUCCGAGGUCCUUCGGGGUUCAGGUUCUACCUGCGACUGGGACGAUCAAGAGCCGUUUGUGACAUACAAACAUAAGAUCAUUCAGUUAUGUCAUAAUCUUGGUCUCGGGGAGCCCUCGAAAAUUGAGCGUAUGAGAGGAGGUAGUUUCAAUAGAGUCAUCUGUCUUUCACUUCCUUCCAAAGACAAUCAGGACUAUGUUCUUCGCAUUCCUCGAAACCUUGACACGAAUGAAAGCACGAGAGAUCAGGUUGCUGUCCUACAUUAUCUCGCCCCAUUGAUGCCAGUUCCCGCUGUUUUGGCCUUUGAUUCCACCUCAGACAACGUCAUUGGUCGUCCGUAUAUCCUUCAGGAAAAGCUCAAGGGAGUAAACGCUGAAUCAGUUUAUUACGACUUGCCUUCUGAUGAGAAAAUUCAAUUCGUCAAAUUGCUUGCUGAUAUCAUCAAGAAGUUGAAUGCUUUCAAGAUCGACCGACCAGGACAACUUGUUGCAGGCCCUUCCAUUCCAUCUAUCUCUCGUGAGCCGCUCACCAUCCCAACCGACAUUGAGGUCACGGGCUACCGCUUCAGCCAGCAUAAUGCAUUAGAAGUCAUGUCCAGCCAAGAAAAGCAACCACUCUCAUCACUUCUGGACACUAUCUUUGAAGAACGCAAAACAGCCGAUGAAGACUUCAUGGAUCUCCAGUGGAAAUCACUUCAAAAGAUCACAAAAGAAAUGAAAACUGCCGGGUUGUUCUCAAACACCGACACCGAUUGUGUUGUAUGGCAUUGGGAUCUUGCAUUCAGAAACAUCAUGGUUGAAAAGCAAUUAAAUGGACAAUGGGCUUUAACUGGUAUUCUGGAUUGGGAUGGGCUCUUGUCUGCACCAUCCGUUAUGACGAGAGCUCCACCUGUCUGGCUAUGGAUUGAAGAAAACGACCGGUCAAGCAAAUGGUGUGAGGGUCUAGGCAACAAUGAUAUUCAGCCAGCUCGGGAAUUGACUAUGGAAGAGCUUGUCCUUAAAUCUUCUUUUGAGCAGAUUUUACAGCGAUCAGACCAGAAUUAUAUGGCGGAUGCUUAUGGCCGAGGUGUAUGGAUUCGACGACUUGUCAAGUUUGCUCUCGAGGGAUUUGCUCAAAGCAGUCAUUAUAUUAUGUUGAAAGUUCUAGUUCUCGAAUGGAAUGCUUACUAUCAGUCCUUAGAUCUUGAUACAGACAUGGAAGACGAUAGUGAUGAGGACGGAUCGGAUGGGUCAGAUGAUAAGGACGAAUCUGAUAAGCCAGAUGAUGAGGACAGAUCGGAUGGGCCAGAUGAUGAUGAGAAGCUUGAAUCCUCCAGUGUUACACAUCGUUCAAACCACUCCAAUCAAUCAAGCGCUUCGUCAACCUACGAAUAUGCACAGGAAUCGUUUGAAACAUACAAGUUGAAAGUUACACAGCUUUGUCAGAACAUCGGAUUCGGUUCCCCAUCGAAUGUAGAGCGGAUGGAAGGUGGAAGCUAUAAUCGAGUCAUCGGACUCACAUUUCCGGGACAGUUUGAAGAUCGGAAUUUUAUUCUCCGUAUUCCACGCUCUCCAUGCGAAGAUCAUGAGUUGCAUAAAAUACGCGAUCAAGUUGCCAUACUCUUGUUUCUCAAACAAUUCGACUUUCUCUGUGUGCCAGCAAUCGCAGCUAUCGAUACCACCGCGGACAAUGUCAUUGCAUCUCAGUUCGUUCUGCAAGAAAAAAUCACCGGACAGCCUCUCUCGGAGGUUUUCUCCACUCUUCCGCUCGCUGAAAAACUCGAAGUCACGACUCUCGUAGCCCGACACUUGACUAAAAUUGAGGACAUUACAUUUGAAAGUCCCGGUGAACUUUCUGGUACGCAGCCCUUGCCAUGGGUUUCCACAUCUGUUCACCAAUCGAACUCUCCGCCAGUAAUAUCAGGCUUUCAUCUUAACCCUAUGGAGGUCGCCUCACCCCUCGGAAAGCAAGGUCUUGCAUCUUUGCUUUUCAACAUGCUCAACGAGCAGAAGAAAGAUGACGUUAAUUUUGCACAUAUAAUGUUACUAUGGAGCCAGCUUCUAGAUGCUUUAAAGCAAAUGGAGCAGAUUGGCUUCUUCAAGGAUUCAGACUCGACAAACAUCUUGUGGAAUUAUGAUAUCUGCUCUCGACAUAUCUUCAUUGAGAAGGAUAAUUCUCUAACGCCUACUAUUCCACGCUCAAGCUCGACAUCGGAAAUCCCACAGCCACUCGAUCUUGAUCAUGUCAGUGACAACAGUACCAAGAGUCAAGCCAACAUUAAAGAUGAAGCUUCUCGAACUCCUGAUGGCCAAAAUCAAGUUACGAGUGGUCGGUGGAAGAUUACUGGAAUUAUCGACUGGGAUGAUGCCUUAUCAGUCCCACAUGUCAUUACUAGAGUCCCGAGAACCUGGCUCUGGUUUGAUGAUAAUGAACGUACUCCAUUUUGGGAUGGAAACCGUGAAACUCCUCCUCAACGAGCACUCACCGAAGAUGAACUUGCAAUUAAGAAUCAUUUUGAUCAGAUCAUGCAACAAGCUGAUCCCAACUACAUGAACGAUACUUAUUUUAGAGGUGUUUGGAUUCGUCGAUUGUUUCAGUUCACGCAAACGGGGUUUCAUGACACCGUCGAUUUUGACCGAUGCAACAAAUUUGUGAAGGACUGGAAAAAUUACUUCGAUGGUCAUGUCUUAAUGAUACCGGAUAAAAAUGUAGCAGAUGAAGCUGACUGCGAACCGGAGGAAGGGUCUGAGUAA
Botrytis byssoidea is the source of this 3120-nucleotide messenger RNA. RefSeq lists its product as uncharacterized. The record is from RefSeq and is a predicted model, not a curated record. The coding region runs from base 1 to 3120 and encodes 1039 amino acids. The transcript has a single exon. Lineage: Eukaryota; Fungi; Ascomycota; Leotiomycetes; Helotiales; Sclerotiniaceae.